AUGGUUAAUGUUGUAGCAGUGUUUCAGGAUUUCGAGACUUCCUUGACUUAUUUCAGCUACAGCAAUUUCGGUGAUUUUAAGAUUGAAGAAUUUAUCUGGAAUGAGAAGGAAUCAUUAGUUUUUCCAGAUCGAAUGAAUGACCUAAAAGGCUCUACAUUGCCAGUUCUGUUUGGAGGAGUGGAGCCAGCAGUUAUAGUACCUAAUUACGUCAAUGGUGUGACGAGAAUUGGUGGUUAUGUGGGACAUCUUUUUCAUACUUUUGCUGACAAACACAAUGCUUCACUGAAUUCUUCGAAUGUAAAUACCACAGCUUCAGAAUACGAUAUCCAUGAUCUUGUUUUAAAUGGAAAAGUUGAGAUGUCAGGUGCUGGUUUGAUACUCAUACAUAACUCAAGUGAAUGGUACUCAUAUCCAUACACUUUGCUAGAUUGGGGAGUCAUGGUACCUGUGGAACCUAGUAUUCCCAUUUACAAGGUGUUUGCAUAUGUUUUUCAUUGGAAAUCAUUUAUUUUAACCAUCGUGAUGUUUAUGUUGCUUUCUAUUUUGCUUGAAAUAGCUGCCAAAUUCUCAGCAUCACAUCAUCAUUUUUUCGUUCGUAAUUUCUUCAACAUUGAUUGGUUUCGUGGAAUACUUGGACAAUCCUAUUUCAAAUCCCCAAAUGCUUCAUUCACUUCAAAAAUCAUCUAUUUGCUGAACUUUUUACUUGGAAUAAUGAUAGUAACUUCAUACGAUGCAUUUCUUCAGUCAUUCAUGACCCAUCCGCCAAGGGAAAAGAUUAUAAAAUCCUUUGAUGAUCUUCAAGCAUCCGGGUUAAAAAUAUAUGCCUUGCAAACCGAUAUCGAUGGAUUAUUAGGGAUUGGACAAUUAAUUUCCCGGCCUGUCCAGCCAGCUCGAUCCCCAGCUAGCUGUCCCCAAUUGAGCACAUGA
Messenger RNA from Episyrphus balteatus (marmalade hoverfly), 927 nucleotides. RefSeq lists its product as uncharacterized. The coding region runs from base 1 to 927 and encodes 308 amino acids. The transcript has 2 exons. The record is from RefSeq and is a predicted model, not a curated record. Lineage: Eukaryota; Metazoa; Arthropoda; Insecta; Diptera; Syrphidae.